This is a messenger RNA of Protopterus annectens (West African lungfish), 1061 nucleotides long. Its product is annotated as histone H3.3A. Gene Ontology annotation, cellular component: nucleosome. The transcript has 4 exons. NCBI's taxonomy places the organism in Eukaryota, Metazoa, Chordata, Ceratodontiformes, Protopteridae. Gene Ontology annotation, molecular function: protein heterodimerization activity; structural constituent of chromatin; DNA binding. The coding region runs from base 135 to 545 and encodes 136 amino acids. The record is from RefSeq and is a predicted model, not a curated record.
UUGAAUGACAGGGUCGCCAUUUUCCCUAGACUCUCAGUUUGCUGUACAAUCGCAUUGUGUUCGAGACAAAAUUUCCUGGCUGGCACAUAAAAUACAAAAAGUUUCAGUUGUGUCCAUCAUCAGACUGAUAUAUCAUGGCUCGUACUAAGCAGACUGCUCGUAAAUCUACUGGUGGAAAAGCUCCUCGAAAACAGCUUGCCACAAAAGCUGCGCGCAAGAGUGCACCCUCUACUGGUGGAGUAAAGAAGCCACAUCGUUACAGGCCUGGUACCGUUGCUUUGCGAGAAAUCAGAAGAUACCAGAAAUCCACAGAGCUACUCAUCCGUAAAUUGCCUUUUCAGCGUUUGGUUCGUGAGAUCGCUCAGGACUUCAAAACAGAUCUCAGGUUCCAGAGUGCUGCUAUUGGUGCAUUGCAGGAGGCCAGUGAAGCUUAUCUGGUGGGGCUGUUUGAAGACACCAACUUGUGUGCAAUCCAUGCCAAGAGAGUCACGAUCAUGCCCAAAGACAUCCAGCUCGCCCGUCGAAUCCGUGGAGAACGUGCUUAAAAUGAGUUAUAACCAGUAACAUUUGAGAGAAGUCUGCUAGAGCAUAGUAGUUUCUACUUCUGUUUGUAGUGGCUAGAGUAUAGUGUAUAAUCCAGAGUAAUAGUUUUAAGAAAACAAUUAAUUAGAUCUGUACUUGUAUAUGAAAUAAUAUUGGUGUUAAAAAACAGAUAACUUUUGAUGUUUUUUUGUACAAUUUCUUUAAGUUUUUCAUAACUACAGAACUCAAGGAAAGGGGAAAUGUUUUUACAAUACACUUGUUUUUGUAGCAAAAUCUUCAAUACUUCAAGGCUGCAUAGAGCACUGCUCUGAAAUUUUCAGGCUGUAUAAGAUAUAUUAAUAUAAAUCACUAUGCAUUAUUUUCCCAUUUUUUAUUUUAUAUAUUUUUCUUUUUUCUUAGAACCAGUGUGAUAUUAUAUAUAUAUUGUUUUUUAUUUUUAUUUCUUUGUAUUGAACGUUUGAUCUCUGUAAUUUUCAAGUUUCUGAUUAUGAAGUGGUAAUAAACUGAUGUUCAACUGA